UUUCCAUUUCAUAAUUCAUUUUCAUUAUUCCGAACUCCGUCGUCAACUCCACGUGCUUAUUAUUAAAAUAAUGUUUUAUAUCAUAUGAAUAUUCUGUUGGCGCGGGCCGGACGCCUGAUCUUAAGCAAACAAAUCCACUAAUGAGGUCGAUAGAUAAUAGAAUAGAUAACUUUAACAGUUUUGUAACCCGCGUGUAGUGUUUACAAGUUAAGUUAUUAAAAUAUUAACGUGAGUUUCAGUCAUAUCUUUAUCUAUUUAUAAAAUCAUUUGUCUUGCUAAAACUCGAUAACGGCGACCCAUUUGGCUAAUAUCGUUCUGGAACUAUUUAUGAAAGCCCAAAGAAGGAUUAAAAGAUUUUAAAUGUUGCUUUCAAAGAUGAAUGUUAAUAAAAAAUUAUUAUAUAUCAAGGGUCAUUACUUUUUCUUCAAUGCUGGUACUGCACCACUUGUACCAUACCUAUCAACUUAUGCACGUCAAUUAGGAUUCUCAUCUGCCACAGUAGGAUUAAUUUACACUAUACUGCCCAUAUUUGGUCUUAUCGCAAAACCCCUUUUUGGAAUUAUUGCCGACAGAUUUAAGAAACAAAAAUCAUUAUUUAUCUUGUUUCAAAUAAUAACUAUUAUCAGUUUUGGAGCAAUAUAUUUCAUACCAGAAAACAGAAGCUUGACAGUUGAAUUAGAUUGCGAUGGAGGUAUUACUAUGUUACAAAGUUGUUAUAAGAGUAAAGAUGCAGUGGACAAUUGUAAAGUUGAUUACUUGAGUAAUUUAAGCCUCAAUGCUACGUCUAGAUGUGAGAUGAACUGUGACAUGACGUCACCUAAAAUGUGGCAGACGGUUUGCGAGCAUUGGCACAUACCUCAGUACUGCUACAGUAACACCAAUAACAUACGAUAUUCCUCAAUCGUCAAUAAAGUUACUUUGAAGAACGAUAGUUGUGCCUAUAUAGCUGCAGGCAAUGUGACCUUGGACGGCCACGUAUACAGUCCUCGUUGCCGACUAGGUGAGGUCUAUGUAGAUGUUAACGAACCCUGUUCUUUCAAAUGUGAUAACACCAAGCUAUCUACAGCCAUAGGAAAGGAUCGUGUUAAUAUGACUUGCAUUGACCAAAAUAUAAAUUACAAACUGUGCCCUACCGAUACUGUCCAACUUAAAGACCUUACUACGGAUCCAUUAAAUAGCACAUGCGAGGCUUCAUGUGAUCUUGACGUGACAACACCAUGGCGGCUCAUGGAAAUAUGCGAGUGGUGGAAAGCAGACACUUCAAGCUACUGCCAACCAAAGACCCGGCAAGGUGAAGAAUUCCCAAAAAAUCUUUCCUUUACUGGAGAAAUACUGUUAUCUUCUACAAUUCAGGAACAUGAAUGCGUGUAUAUGCGGCUCCACCAGAUCGAAUUGCCCAUGGAAAGUGGUGUUGUUACGAAACAUUAUCCGGUCUGUGGACUAAAGGGGCAAUACGAAGAGAAAUCUGAUCUCUUUCUCUCUUCCUGUAAUAUACGUUGUGAUAAUGCUGUGGUAAAUGAGUUGAUUGAGGGCGCGUCGGAUAGCAGAAACGACAAAAAUGAAUUAACAUCAACAUUUUGGCUGUUCUUUGUCUUGAUGAUACUUAGCUGGAUUGGACAGGCUGUUGUUGUUACUUUCGCUGACGCUAUCUGCUUUAAUCUGCUCGGUACUAAAGUAACACAGUAUGGAAAACAAAGACUAUGGGGUUCAGUCGGAUGGGGCAUCUUUUCAUUGCUGACUGGAUUUCUCAUAGAUACACUUAGUGAUGGGGAUUACAAAAAUUACUCUAUUGCAUUUAUACUCAUGUUCGUGUUUAUGAUGGGAGACGUCGCUGUUUCAUGUUUUUUGGAGACUGAUUCAACUAGGAUGUCGGUGAACAUUUUGGCUGAUGUUGGUUCCUUGCUAUCGUCGUUGCCCACAGUUUUAUUCUUAUUGUGGACGAUAGCAGUUGGUUUGUGCACCGGUUUGCUCUGGCAAUUCCUGUUUUGGUUACUAGAAGACAUAUCAGGCCUCACCUGUGAUGGUUCAGGCUACAUAAAAACCUUACAAGGGUUGGUCAGUGCAAUACAAACAUUUGGAGGUGAAAUACCUUUUCUAUUUGUAUCUGGUUAUGUACUAAAAAAGGUUGGUCAUAUAAACAUGAUGAGCUUGGUUCUCCUGGCGUUUGGUGUUAGAUUCAUAUUAUACUCGUUACUAAGCAACCCCUGGUGGGUACUGCCUAUUGAAAUGUUGCAAGGCGUUACUUUUGGCAUGUUCUACCCGACAAUGACUUCGUAUGCUAAUUUUGUCUCACCGCCGGGAACAGAGACUACUGUUCAGGGAUUGGUUGGGGCUGUCUUCGAAGGUGUUGGUACAUCUUUGGGUAGUUUAAUAGGAGGUCAACUGUACGGAACUUAUGGAGGAUGGAUUACUUUCCGUUCGUUUGGCAUUGGAGCCAUAAUAUGCUGUGGAUUGAACUGGCUGGCUUUCUUUAUCCUAAAGGAUAAAAUAGCUUUAGUGCCUUCAGGUUAUUCGUCCGUUAUCCGAUAUGAACAAGGAAAUGAUAUGAUUUUCAUGUUAGAAGACAUGUAGAUGAAGAUGAGAAGGAUGUGAUAAUGGUAAUAGUUGGUAAUGUGUACCUACUUAUUAAAAUUUUAAAUUAAGUAAAAAGCUGUAAUAUAAACCUCCUGACAAUAUUUAGUAUAUAAGUGAAAUCUGUGAUUAUUCUAUUUGACAAAAACGGCACAAAUUAAUACUGUGAAACAGUUGAAGAAUUACCUAUUCAUUUUAUAUAUUACUUACUAGGUAUUUCUUCUAAUUAUUUGCCAAAAUACGUGACUGAUAAUCCAAAUAUUUAGCAGCAGUAUUACAUUAAAUUUUAUGUGGUUUAGGCAUGUCUACAAGAAUAUCGGGUUUAACCACACUUACAUUGUAUGUACUCGCAAAUGGCAUAAAGGCUGUCUUUAAAAAAAAUGCUAUUUUGGGUCUUAUACUUAUAAUGACUGAGAUAGUACGAUUAUUAAGUACAACGUGUGAUUUAAAAUUAAGUAGCAUUUCAGUAUUCGGUAACAACUAAUAAACAAUUUUGACUUUUGAAUUGUGGCCUGUAAAAUGUUUUAACUGAACAUGUGUAAGCUGCAUGGACCAACGUAAGGUGUGUAGCCAAAGUGUGCUCCUAACUUACAAAUAUUUUAACUAAAAAUGACUCACGUUGACGUAAGUGCCCUUUUUAGUUAAUUUAGUAUGUCCCACGAUAAUAAUAAUGGCUGGUUUGAGUGGAGAUUCGCAAGAGUGGAGUUGCCUUCAACUCCAACUCGGGGGAAGGAUGUAUCCCAGUAAGAUGCUGGUAGGGGUCUUGACCGUACUUCCGGGAUUGGUCUGAUAGUAGUGGGAUGCCUCUCCUUCCUCAAGCAGCUCAACGUAUGUUGCCCCCUUGUCGCUACAUGCUAUCGGCCGUUUUCGGGGGCCCAGUAAUUGAGUUUGCGAGUCACCGCCUGCCUGUUUAUCCGUAUUUUUCAAUAUUGGUCAAGUGCAGGGGCCAUAGUAUUCCAUAGUUACCAUAUUAACCAAUCCAUUAACCACUCACACCCAUAACCAACUUAUUUUCUUUCAUAUUGCACAAUAGUCCUGCAUCAGCCGGGGAUUGUCCAUUGGUGUACUUUCAUAGUGCAUACAGGGAUAAUCGCUGGCUGAAUUCCCAUUACAUUUAGAUCAAAAUUGUUCAACGGGCCUCUGCGAGUUGGCUUCGGCCCCUCCUACGCUUUCCAAAGAUCCGGGACCCUGUGGUCCCGUGCAAGGAAAAGAACAUAAAUAAUAAUAUUUAUUUAUUAUUAUUAUCGUGGGACACGAUACUUCUUAUAUAAAUUACAAAUAUUUAUAUAGACUUAAUUUUUAGUUAACAAAGACUUGUUGACGAUGUACUUAGAACCAUUGGUCUGUCCAUUAACCAAAUAAAAUAUACUGUACAAGUGUACAACAUAAAUCUUGAGUAACUAAUAAUUAUGUAAAAAAUGCAGCUAUUUUGUCCAAAAAUUCAUGACUUUUGUUAAUAAUAGUAAAAUUGUAUUAAUGUUUUAGUUAAUUUCUUUAUCUGUAUUUUUAUCCGUUUAGUGUAAUUUAUUUAUCCUAUUUUGUUGUAUUAUUUUUAAACCAUAGGUAAUAUAUCGAGGGUAUUCUGGGAGAAACGAAUAAGUGCAGAAAAUCUACUUUCGAGAAAACGGCACUUAAAGUUUUGAGUGGUCAUAGUUUAAAGUUGAAGCAUAAUAAGAUCAUGAUAUCAAUACUCGUAGUUAGAUAUGUUAUCUAUGAAGUCCCUAAUAUACAAUUAACGUAAUAAAUUUUCACUGUGAAAAAAAAUUAAAGUUUGCGUGAAGGUAAUGCAGUUAUUUGGUUUUACUUAGCAAAUAAGCUGUAAAUCCCCAACCAGAGGUAAUAUUGCUAUUUGAUACAGUUAUAAGGCAUUAUUAUUCAAUAAUAGUAUUAGAUAUUUAAAAAAAAAAUGAAAUAAUUUUGUAUUUAAGGCCACAAUAACCAAAUUCUUCAAAGUACAAUGAAAACUGAAGAGAUUCACGGGUAUUUUAUGUGUAAAGAGAAUAAAUACUUUUAUUUCGUUGUCAUUGUAUAAAUUAAUUACCAGUGACCAUAAGAGUGACCAAUAAGAGAUUAUAUCGCUUUUUGUUUGUAAACUUAAAUAUAAUUAUUGUCAGAUAUCUUCUUUACACAGACCGUAAUUCAGUAAUGAAUGCGUCUACGGUUCUGGGAGUUUUACAAGAUGAAAGAGCGGAAAAAAUUAGGUAUAACUGUGUUAUUAACUCAUUUUCAUAAAAACAUGCACUUAUCUGGUUCUCCCAGAAUAACCUCGAUAUUAAAUUGUACUUAUCCGAUUUCAAUAAACUUUAAAUUAAGCAGGGCUAAAUGCUCAAUCUUUAGGUAUCAAAAUUGUUAGCUAAUGUAUUUACAAUUAAUUGUAACAAUUACCAAAUCUUCUAUGUGUGAUUUUAAGUUUUGGGAGCGUUUAUUUAUACUCGCCAUGAUACACCACACCCAUGGUACUGCCGUGUCCCAUACUGCUGCCUCUGUUGGAGAUGGCAGUGCGGCUGGAAUCACGGGGUCAUUUCUGUUUCAUGUAAGCUCAUAAUACUGAACGGUUUAGGCGUGUUAAUCCACCCUCUUACCUAAGGCGUCUUGGUGGGUGAGAAGUAAUACAUGUGACUCGGAUUUUGAAUUCUACUGUUGGUCUUGUGACACAUGCCUGCUACCAACCAUAGGAUACAUCAUCCCACUCUGACGCUUGUGUGGGAUUUCCACCACAAUCUUUUAAUAGAUAAAAGUGGAGUUCAGAGAUUGGAAACUUCUCGUAAAGACAUUCGUGUAUGUUUGUUUAAACGUUGAAUUCAUCUUUUGAAAUGUAUUUUUACAAUAAAUAGUUAAAUGCGAUGCUCAUAAUGCUAUUUUGUUUUAGAUACCUAUAGGUGUAUGGGUGACAGGGUUAGAAAUGAGUUCUUACGUGGUCGUUAAUUUUAAAGGUUUAGCGGUAUUUUAAAUGACAUACAUUGAUUCGAGCCACUUAUUUUGUAAAGAAUGUAAUAAUUAUAUAAGGAAAGUUACAUUAUAUAUUUAUAAUGUUGUAUAUAUUUAAAAUUUACAUAGUUACAUUAUAUAUUUAUAAUGUAACUAGCUGACCCAGCGAACUUCGUACCGCUUUCGCGUAGCAAUGAUGCUCUACUUUAUUUUGUAUAGCUGAGUUAUGUAUGAGUCCCUAUUCAAUUUGAAUUGGAAUCUAUAAAUAUCCUCCAUAUAAAAAUGAAUCCAUAAUUUCCUGAUCUCACUAUACCUGAAAAGGACUUUACUAAUUUAAAAAAAAAACAAAAUAUAUUUUCAUAAUAGUGUUUAUUUCAUAGGAUUCAAUCAUUUCACUGUCCUGCAGGCGCCUUAUCGGCUCUGAUGACAAUUUUGUGAUUAUCUGAUGGCAUGCGGUCUAAUGCAUUUGUGAAUGUCUAAUGCAUCGGUCUAUUGCAACUAAUUCAUUGUGUUGAAGGAAAAAUGUUUGAAGUUGUUCAUCACAAUGGAUCUCUUUACUGAGUUGUUGUGUGCGCAACGCUGAUCAACUUCUCUUGCUGAAUUGUCCAUAAAAUAUAUUUGCAAAAAUGUAUAGUCUUCAACAGGCACUGGCAAUAAGGAACCUGUUUGAUGAUAUAUUUGAAUCCCUGAAUCUGCAAGAAUAUAAAUAUGUAUACAGGCAAUUGUAUAGCAAAUUGUACCACCAUGUGGCUCGCAAAAUACUGCCACAAUACUUUACAUCAUUUCAAAUUAAAACUACUUUUAACCUCGACAUUAAACAGCCUUCCACGGCAGCUUUAGGUAGUAGGCUUUACCAAGAACAUCUUGCUCAUGCCACUAUAAAAUACAACAUGUUAUAAAUGUUGCUGAUUAAGUCUUCGGAUUAUAGACUAUUAUUAGUAAUUUGAUUUAUUGUUUACAAAAUAAACACAUCACUGACUCGACAUAUUUUGCACCAGCUACAUGGUUUUAAAACUAAAAAAAAACGUUUGCCAUUAUACUUACUUGCUAAAAGUAGGCAAAAAAUUGUCUCGUAUAACUUUUGUUGCCCCAAAUGAUGUCAUUUGAAAGCAAUUAUUGUACUGCUGGAUAUGAGUCAAAAAAUGAACCAAUGAAUGUAGUGGCUCUGGUGGCGACACCAAUGGCGUCAAUUUGACUUGGCCGCUGGCGCAACACAAUCCAGAGGCUUAAUUUUUGAAUUUCAAUCCCAAUGUGGACACACAAUGUUCAUUAGUACAAUAGCAACAAUUUGCUCUGAACUGUAAUCAAUUGCCACAUUAUAACUGAAUGCUUUGUGGGGAUUAAACACAACAUUUCUAUCUUGAUAUCGAUUCAGUUCAAGUUCAUUUCGCGCUUCGCGAUGCUCAUCAGUUUGAUUUGCUCUUAUAUUUCUUUGACUUGCCGUAAUUCGAGUUCUGCGGCCUAAGCUUGUACGUCUGGUUGGUAGCAUUGUUAAAAACGAAAUUCCAACUGAAAAUAAAAAGCUCUCAUACAUUUUCUGCAUAACCGUGUAUACCAAAUUGUAGUAUUGUGUAGUCACCAAAAGUUACUAAAAAUCAAUAAUGAAGAUGUGAACUUACCUUGAUUAACAAACACUUAUUAGCAAAUAAAAAUCUUCUUAGUCUUUAAAACUCGAAGAAAUAUUAAGAUAAUCUCUCAGAAAUAUUGAAAAAUAUACAUUUAAUUUUGCAUAUUUUAAAAAACGCGCAAUACGAAUGUCAAUGUCAUUCACACCAAUAGACUAUAUUGAAAGAGCAUCGUUUGUUCGAAAACGUGAAUAGAAACUUUAAUUUACACAAAAUAAAUUUCUGAACACACGCGUAACUGUUGAUAAUUUGUCAUUAUUGCUGGACGCACGCAUAAUUAAUAUUUGAGGAAUUUCUAUUAAUGCUUAAUGCACUUUUCAACAUUUUCAAUAGAUUAAAAAAAAUACAGACAAUUGUUUAUUCACCCUUUUCAUAGUUUAUGCAUAAAUGUCAAUCAUUAUUUACAGAAUUUGAAUUUAGAAAAAACAAAUAUUUGACAUGUACAAAUGAAAAUUUAUCGAAUCUAGCUUUUGCCCGCGACUUCGUCCGCGUAGUGGUGUUAGUGGUCAAAAUGCUGCCGUAUGUCAUCUAAAAUGUGAAUUACUUGAGAAUAUGUUACUGUUAGCAUUUUUAAAGAUAUGUAUUCCAAAGAAACCACGACCGCCGAUUCAUCAUUUUAUAAUCAUGAUGAAAAGUAGUAGGUUAUCUAUAUUAUUAUCCUUUAAUUUCCUAUAUAUUGCCUAUCAAUAAAAAAAUAUAUUGUUUCGUUGUUAUAUUCCAAAAAAAAAACACAUUCGUGCAAGCGUAACCUCAACACAAACAGGAUUACUUUCGCAUUCAUAACAUUAGUAUGGUAGUAGGGAUAUUGGCGAUUUAAAUAAGUAUAUGUGUAUUUAAAUAAGAAUGGAACGCGAGUGAAGCCACAGGCAACGUAUUAACGAAAAUGACGAAUUUUCAAGCAAACAUUAAUCUCCUCUAUCAAACAUACUACGCCUCUACCCUUUUUAUUAAAAAGUAGCCUAUGUUCUUUCGCUCCUCAUUAAGUGUCUAAAUACAAAAUUUCACUGUUACAGCUUUAAAAAUGACUAAUUUCCAUAUGACCAUUCAUCCCCUAUUUUUACCCACUCUCCCCUAUUUUUUUGCAAUAAAAAGUAGACCAUGUUCUUUCGUUCCUCGUUAAGUAUCUAAAUACAAAGUUUUACUGUUACAGCUUUUAAAAUGACGAAUUUCCAUAUGACCAUUUAUCCCUUAUUUUUACCCAUUCUCCGCUAUUUUUUUUUUGCAAUAAAAAGUAUCAAGGUCUAUUCUAUCUCAGUACUAAAUUCCAUCAAAAUCGGUUCACUGGUUUAGGCUUGAAAGCGUAAUUACAGACAGACAGAGUUACUUUUGCAUUUAUAAUAUUAGUAGGGAUUCUGUGCUCCAAGUCUCCAACGCACACUUAUUCAAUAGCAUUUGUUUUUUAGUAUCCAAUAGCAUUUAUCCAACAAUGAACUUUAUCCAAUAGCAAUAAAGCUCAAAUUGACUCUACGUAUUAGUUAGAAAACGUUUGUAUGGGAUAAAGGAAAGGGCAGUUUUUAGGGUUUUUCCGUCAAUUAUUUGAUAUUUUCUCACCUUUUAAACCUUCCCUGGACUUCUACAAAUAAUUCAAGACCAAAAUUUGCCAAAUCGGUCCAGCCGUUCUCGAGUUUUAGCGAGACAAAGGAAUAGCAAUUGAUUUUUAUAUAUAUAGACUAGAUAUUUAGUGGGCUGUGGUAGCUUGGGUUUAUUUUCCUUAUACUAGUGGUCGCCUAGUGGUCGAAAUUCGACCAUAUACGAUUUAAUUUACAAUAGCACUUAACAUACGUUCAAGUAUAAUUUUUAUUGAACUAAUUGCUAUUAGUUUUGUAAAAUUCAAAUUAAUAUAUUCCGGCGCAUCAUGAACAGGAAAUCUCUAUUCAUAUGAGACGUGAGAAUAUCAUCGCAAUGUCUGUCGAUUUUGACGUUUUGUCAAAUAUGUCUGUCAAUUUUGACGUUUUGUCAAAUACGAUCAGAUACUAUGCAUGGGCGCGGGAAUUUUAAAAGUCAUUGCGUGGUCAAAGCGAUUUAUUUCAAAGUAAAAAAAGCGAGAUAAUUAGGAUACCUGAAAAAUAGAACCUCGAUCAAAUCAACAAAACAGUUUUGGAUUUGGUGCAAUUAUUUACGUUUUAGAAUAAUAACUGUUCAUUAAUAUUUUUUUGUUCGUCGCUUCUUGUUAGCUUGCUUGUUGCUCUAUGCAUAUUGUUGUGCAUCAGUGCUCGUCACCUUGAACGGUGCUUUAUAUUUUCCAUCAAAAUUAGAAGUCUCUUACACGGUUCGUUUUGAGGUUAUCUUCCCGUGAAUCCAAUUAUUCCCUUGUGUUUUUGUGUGGUGGUGGUUAAUUUUAAGUUCGCGUAGGUGAGUGAACCUUGCUCUAUUCCCGGAAAAGGACUGCUAACAAUGUGAAUACCGAGCCAUUGUCCAAGCGUACCAUUACUGACCCAGAGAGUGGUCUUGGUUCAGUAUCCAACAUUUACAAACACCCAUCUCUCGACACUAGUAAUCGUAGAUACAAUGUCGAAGAUUUUGGCCCGUUUAUUGUACAUGUGUCCCGCGUUGCUGACUCUCCAAAUUCUGGUGUUAGUUUAAAACCUAUAAGGUUAGGAGCGUUUCUGGUGAAGGGUGGUGUAGAAAGCGUUAAAAAAGAUGGUAUCAGAGCUGUUGGCCGUAAUAGAUUAUCGGUUGAAUUUAACUCCGCUAAGGCAGCUAACGAGUUUUUAGACCAUAAAUUAUUAGAUAAGCACAAACUUAAAGCGGAGAUACCUUCCUACAACGUUUCCCGACUGGGUUUGGUUCGUGGCGUCCCAACAGAAUGGACAAUGGAGGAAUUCGUAAGUGCCACAGAAUAUAAAGAAGGCUACGGUAAAAUAGUCAAAGCUCGUAGACUCAAUAGGAAAAUCAAAAAAGACGAUGGGUCGUCUUCUUGGCUGCCCACACAGUCUGUGGUACUGAUCCAAUGCAGAAAAUGCCUUAGGUUCGGCCAUGUACAGAAUGUUUGCCGGUCAAAUGCCCGUUGUUUUAAGUGUGGACAGUCACAUUCAGGAGACAACUGUAAUAUUUCCCCUGACCGUGUCAGAUGCCUCCUGUGUACAGGGAGUCAUCUAGCCACUGACCCAUCCUGCCCUGAAUUCGACAGACAUAAGCGCAUUAAAAAAUUAUGUCAGAACAGAGUAUCUCAUAUAUGGAAGCAUCUGCACAGGAACCGUCUAUAAGACGGGCCUACUCUGACGUUGCUAAAACCCUGCUUGCCUCAUCUCCACCCCAAUCUGUACAAAUCCCAUCAUCUCCCUACACAACUCCUAGUUCCACCCCUCAAAAGAUCUCUUACCGCAAAACAGUUCAAAUUCCCCGCCGUGAGAAGACUCCCCUUCCGGAGAGUUAUGACCGUCGUGCUCAUUACGACCUAAUUAGAGAACCGACACUAUCUCUUCCUGAUGGUUGUGGACUAAAUAAAGCUCACACUUUGCCCAACGAAAACUUACCAGAACUACUGGUAAUGCUGAUCACAAAUAUCAUUGCUAAAUUUAGUGAUGUGUUACCGUACGACGUUGCUCCUUUACUUGUAAGACUCUCUGAAAUUGUUUCAAAUGGCCCCUCCGGGUUCAACCCGAAUUCUAGCUAGUGAUAGCUCUCUCUGUGAGUGCCGUUUGGACGAUGGGACGGUAGACCAUAUCUUUUUCAACUGUCCUAAAUUAGCAUUUUCAUUAUACGACAUUCUUCCUCAAGAUAUACCCCGACCUAUCAACUUCCAGUCUCUUCUCACUUAUUCUCAUUCCCCUUUUAUAGUCUAUUUAAUUAAGUAUAUUUCUUUCCACGGACUUAAGUUUUAAAAUGUUAUAGUUUUCCCCUUUUUUUAUAUAGGCAGGUAGUCGAUUAUUUUCUUUCUUCCUACUAAUAUUUUCCAUGUCCCACUAACAAAAACUUGUACCUAUAUUUUUGUAUGAUAUCGUAACUGUCUUGUGAUGUUUGUGUCGUCAUUUAAUGCUAUUUGUUCUAAGUUUCCUGGAUCAAACUCCUGUUUCCCCUCGAAUUGCACCGAACAUUUUCCAAAUGUGUUGUUUUGAACAAAACGUCGUAGUUGGCCAAAUACGUCUCACAAAAUAGAGAUGUGAAUGCCAUUAAAAAAAAAGAAAA
Spodoptera frugiperda (fall armyworm) is the source of this 11252-nucleotide messenger RNA. It is a transcript of the gene Sugb, whose product is annotated as major facilitator superfamily domain-containing protein 6. The coding region runs from base 361 to 2571 and encodes 736 amino acids. Gene Ontology annotation, molecular function: transmembrane transporter activity. The transcript has 14 exons. Gene Ontology annotation, cellular component: membrane. The record is from RefSeq and is a predicted model, not a curated record. NCBI's taxonomy places the organism in Eukaryota, Metazoa, Arthropoda, Insecta, Lepidoptera, Noctuidae.